Messenger RNA from Arachis duranensis, 434 nucleotides. RefSeq lists its product as uncharacterized. The transcript is spliced from 3 exons. Lineage: Eukaryota; Viridiplantae; Streptophyta; Magnoliopsida; Fabales; Fabaceae. Bases 47 to 385 code for a protein of 112 amino acids. The record is from RefSeq and is a predicted model, not a curated record.
CAUUGUCACAUAUUUCUUCAUCUAAUUUUAGUUCAUCCACCAAAAAAUGGCUUUAAAAUAUGCAAUAAUCAUUAGUGGACUCUUAGCUAUGGCUGUUAUGGUUCCAUCAAAGGUAGCUGCCAGAGACUUUCCACAAACUUUCUCUAACUAUAACGCAGUAGCUAGUAGCGAUAUUACAGAGGGUGUGAUUGAGAAGGAUACAUCAGUUGGAGGCCACACCACUCAUGCGUCAAGUGAAGUGUAUAAAGAAGAAAAAUCAGAAUCAAAUGUUGGGUUAGAUGGAUUGAAACGACCCGUUUAUAUGCCGGGUUCGGGAGGAAGUAUUAAAAAAACUUGUUUUGUUUGUUGCAUCUCGUUGGAAGAGUGUACAAUAUGCUGUAACUAAAGAAAUAUACCAGAAGGUGGAAUAAAAUCUAAUCCACAGAUUUGUCUAA